Nipponia nippon (crested ibis) is the source of this 3117-nucleotide messenger RNA. Lineage: Eukaryota; Metazoa; Chordata; Aves; Pelecaniformes; Threskiornithidae. The record is from RefSeq and is a predicted model, not a curated record.
AUGACCUGCUAUUCUGAAACUCUUCUUUCUGUGUUGCCUUGCAGAGCAGUGGUAGAGGCCGUUCAUCGAUUGGAUCUCAUCCUCGGUAAUAAGGCCGCGUAUCAAGAAGUGUUCAAGCCAGAGAACAUCAGCUUGAGGAACAAGCUGCGGGAGCUGUGUGUGAAGCUGAUGUUCUUGCAUCCAGUGGAUUAUGGAAGAAAAGCAGAAGAACUGCUCUGGAGAAAAGUUUACUAUGAAGUUAUCCAGCUCAUUAAAACAAAUAAAAAGCACAUUCACAGCCGUAGCACUCUGGAGUGCGCGUACCGGACUCACUUGGUUGCUGGCAUAGGAUUUUACCAGCACCUUCUCCUCUACAUUCAGUCUCACUAUCAGCUGGAGCUGCAGUGCUGUAUUGACUGGACGCACGUCACGGACCCUCUCAUAGGCUGCAAGAAACCCGUGUCUGCAUCGGAGAAGGAGAUGGAGUGGGCACAGAUGGCAUGUCACAGAUGUCUGGUUUAUCUGGGAGAUCUAGCUCGCUAUCAGAAUGAACUGUCAGGUGUGGACACAGAGUUGCUGGCUGAGCGGUUUUACUAUCAAGCCCUUUCUGUUGCACCACAAAUUGGCAUGCCCUUUAACCAGCUGGGGACGUUGGCAGGGAGCAAAUACUACAAUGUGGAGGCUACCUAUUGCUACUUACGCUGCAUCCAGUCUGAAGUGUCCUUUGAAGGUGCCUAUGGGAACCUGAAGCGGCUGUAUGACAAAGCAGCCAAAAUGUAUCAUCAGUUGAAGAAAUGUGAAAUCAGAAAGUUGUCUCCCAGCAAGAAACGAGGCAAAGACAUUAAAAGGUUGCUGGUGAGCUUUAUGUACCUGCAGAGUCUUUUGCAGCCAAAGAGCAGCUCUCUGGAUUCUGAGCUGACAUCUCUCUGCCAGUCUGUGCUGGAGGAUUUCAACCUGUGCUUGUUCUACCUGCCCUCUCCUCCUAAUCUGAGCUCAACUAGUGAAGAUGAAGAAGAGUAUGAGAGUGGCUACUCCUUCCUUCCUGAUCUCCUGAUCUUUCGCAUGGUGAUCAUCUGCCUUAUGAGUGUUCACAGCCUCAAGAGAGCAGGUUCAAAGCAGUACAGCGCAGCUAUCGCUUUCACGCUGGCCCUCUUCUCUCACCUGAUCAACCACGUCAAUAUUCGCCUGCAGGCAGAGCUAGAAGAAGGGGAAAAUCCAGUCCCAGCCUUUCAGAGUGAUGGCACAGAUGACCAGGAGCCACGGGAGCCAUUGAACUCGAUUGAGAAGGAAGCUGAAGCUGACUUGGCCAAUCACCAGCCCAGCGAGGAACAACGGAAGAAUGACUGCAAGAAAAGCAAGAAAUACUCCCGCCUCUCCUGUUUGCGUCGCCGCCGCCACCCCCAGAAGGUGGAUGAGAGUGACCUGAGCGAGGGCUUUGACUCUGACUCCAGCCAGGGCUCCGCAAAGGUCAGUGAUGGCUCAGAAAGUGGCUCAGAGAAGAGUGACGAGGAAGCAGAAGCUGCUUUCGAUGUGGAGACGGACUCUGACAUGAACAGCCAAGAAUCUCGGUCCGACUUGGAGGACAUGGAGGAUGAGCCGGGUGAGGAGGGAAGUGGCCGAGGCAAAAGCGGGCCCAAAGAGGCCUUAAAAAACUGUGUGGAUGGCAGUGGGCUGGGGGACUCCAAGAGCCCAAGCAUCUCUAAAAUUGAGGCUCCGGAUCCAGCAGUCAACGGGCCAGCUUCCCUGAGCACUAAUGACGCAAGCAUAGCCAGUAAUCUCCAGGCCAUGUCCACCCAGCUCUUUCAGACCAAACGCUGCUUUCGUUUGGCUCCCACUUUCAGCAACAUCCUUCUGAAACCGAACAGUGAACCACCCGUCUUGAAGGAUGGCAUAGAAAGCAAGCCAUGUGUCAACGGAGAUCUGGAGAAGCCCAGCUUGGCAGAGCAAGACGAUGUGUCCGACUCUGAGGAAAGCAUUUCAAGUAAUAAAUCCUGCAGGAAUGAGCGAUCCCUUCAGGAGAGGCUAGAGAUUGUGACCAACGAAGGGCUGCUUCUCACUGUCAAGGUGUUCCUGGACUGGCUGAGGACAAACACGGACCUCAUCAUCAUGUGUGCUCAGAGCUCUCAGAGCCUGUGGAACAGGCUGUCUGUGCUCCUGAACCUUCUGCCUUCUGCUGCAGACCUGCAGGAAUCAGGGCUGGCCCUAUGUAAUGAAGUCAAGGAUGUUCUGAGUGGCGCAGAGCUCCCAGACCUGAAAGCCAACUUGCUGCUCCCAGAAGAUGUGGCCCUGCGAAAUCUUCCCCCUCUGAAGAACGCACACAAGAGGUUUAACUUCGAGCAGGACCGGCCUAUUUUCUCAGCAAUUGAGGAGUCUGUUGUUCGGAUUUGCUGCAUUCGGAGCUUUGGCCACUUCAUUACCCACUUGCAAGGCAGCAUCCUGCAGUUCAACUCAGAGCUUGGGAUCUUCAUCAGCAUAGCACAGUCGGAGCAAGACAACUUGUUGCACCAGGCUCAAGCCCAGUUUCAUAUGGCUGCAGAGGAAGCUCGUCGGAACAGGCUAAUGAGAGAUAUGGCUCAGCUUCGACUGCAGCUGGAGGUUUCUCAGCUGGAGGGAAGUCUCCAGCAGCCCAAAGCGCAGUCAGCCAUGUCUCCUUAUCUUGUCCCGGACACCCAGGCCCUCUGCCAGCACCUGGCUGUUGUCAAGCAGCUGGCCACCAGCGGGAGGUUCAUAAUCAUCAUCCCUCGAACAGUGAUUGAUGGCUUAGACUUCCUGAAAAAGGAGAACGCAGGUGCUCGGGACAGCAUCCGGUAUCUGGAGGCAGAAUUUAAAAAGGGAAACAGGUACAUUCGUUGCCAGAAAGAUGUUGGGAAGAGCUUUGAGAGGCAUAAAUUGAAGAGACAAGAUUUAGAUGCCUGGAAUCUGUAUAAAAUACUGGACAGCUGCAAACAACUGACAGUGUCCCAAGGAAGCGGAGAGGACGACACCACAGGAAUGGUCACCAUCAUCACGGGCUUUCAGCUGGAGGACCCAAGCAUGUUCUCGGCACCCAUGCAGUCUGCCAUCCAGGCAGCCGCCCAUGCCAGCGUAGAAAUAAAAAAUGUUCUGGAGUUCUACAAGCAGUGGAAAGAGAUGGGCUGA